Molecule: messenger RNA, 1599 nt
Organism: Penicillium bovifimosum
Lineage: Eukaryota; Fungi; Ascomycota; Eurotiomycetes; Eurotiales; Aspergillaceae
Product: SSH4 family protein
Exons: 3
Coding region: 1-1599 (532 amino acids)
Molecular function (GO): protein binding
Source: RefSeq, a predicted model, not a curated record
AUGCAGGUUCUUGAGGCUUCGAGCCCCGGUGCGCUCGCGGGCCUACCAUCCACCUUGAGAACGGUGAUAGGCAACCCCACGACGUCACCGGCUAGCUUCGUCUCCUCCACCUCAUUCCCUACCCCGAUACAGAGUGACCCGUCACUUUCACAGCAUCAAAUCCAAGUGAAUUUACGGAAUGUCUUGUCUUCUUUGUCCAUGGAGUUGCGUCCCGAGCCCGCGCUUGCCGCCAGUGGCAAUUCAACCGGGUCAACCGGUAAAGGCAUACUGAUUGGGAUUCUCUCUGCGUUUGGGUCGGCCGCCGUCGCAUUUGUCGUUCUAGCGAUCUUCUUUUUCUUCAAAUAUACCCGCCGCGGUCGGAUUAUGCUCGAUCGCAUCGGCCGACCCGGUGAAUACGAUGACGAGCAAGCAUUCGCGCGCGAGGAAGAGGCGGCGCUAGAGUCAAUGGAUGACUUAGCCCGAUCGGAAUACUUGCGAGCAAAAGCUUUCGUACAAGGAAAUCCUCCCGAAUCCGUGCAGACCGAUAUCUCGCUAUCACAGUUCCUCGCAAUUCAGGAAAAGGGUGUGUCGGCAUGGGAAUUCCAGCCAGAGCUGGAGAUUGCAAACUGCUUUGUGGAAGCACGCACGGAAAUCGAGUUCUUUGACUCCGAGUGUAGUGUACAGACGAAUUUGCCACUCCCCAAGCAGAACGACGUUUACUACUGGGAAGCGAAGAUAUACGACAAGCCGGAGUCGACAAUGGUUGCUAUCGGUGUGACCACCAAACCCUAUCCUCUCUUCCGAAUGCCCGGCUUCCACAAGACCUCUGUUGCCUACCAAUCCACGGGGCAUCGCAGACUUAACCAACCAUUCACCCCAACCCCAUACGGCCCUCCAUUGCUCCAGGGCGAUGUCAUCGGUGUUGGCUACCGACCUCGAUCCGGCACCAUCUUUUUCACACGCAACGGCAAGAAACUCGAAGACGUCGCUCAUAAUUACCGCUCACAGAAUCUUUUCCCCACCAUUGGCGCCAACGGGCCUUGUACCGUGCAUGUGAACUUUGGGCAAAUGGGUUUUGUGUUCAUCGAAGGCAAUGUCAAAAAAUGGGGCUUGGCCCCUAUGACUGGCAGCCUGGCUCCGCCCCCACCCUAUGGCAGUGAGCAAGGCAGCAUUCUCCUUGAAUCGGGUCGCGAGAGUGCGGCUCAAAUUUCUCAGCGCGUAUACCAAAAUGCAAACUACGCGGCGUCAGGGUCAAGUGUUAGGAUCCCUCCGGCGCCUAGUCCCGGCCCUGCUCGAUCACCAACUGACAUUUCCCUGGCUCAGCUGAACCACAUUCCUUCCCAUGAAGAUGCUGGCGAGGGAUCCAGCCGGUAUACAAUGGGGGAUACAGAGGCGGAUGCUGCGGCAGCUUCAGGCAAUGAACCAGAGGCCCCUCCUCCAGAGUACUAUAGCCCCGACGGCAGUCGCCGGGCUAGUGAUGCCUCUCUUGAAUUCCCACCCAGGAAUGCUUCUGAGGAACCCAACUAUCCACAUGAUUCGGAGUCGGGUGGUCAAAACUUGCCAAGUUAUGAGACUGUGGUGGAGAGAGACUUGAAUGAACGAGAUUCAAGGGAGCAAUAA